Messenger RNA from Spea bombifrons (plains spadefoot toad), 1727 nucleotides. It is a transcript of the gene SLC36A4, whose product is annotated as solute carrier family 36 member 4. Lineage: Eukaryota; Metazoa; Chordata; Amphibia; Anura; Pelobatidae. The record is from RefSeq and is a predicted model, not a curated record. Gene Ontology annotation, molecular function: L-alanine transmembrane transporter activity; L-proline transmembrane transporter activity. Gene Ontology annotation, biological process: L-alanine transport; amino acid transmembrane transport. Gene Ontology annotation, cellular component: vacuolar membrane. The transcript has 11 exons. Bases 72 to 1538 code for a protein of 488 amino acids.
UUGGGACAGGAGUCGGAAUUGGACGAUGUGGCGGAUGCUACCGAACUGGCAGCUACGCGGUGACCAUAGAAAUGAUGACGGACCCCGUAGCGUCAGAGGAGGGAGAGGAGAUAGAUAUGGAAGUAAUGAAGCCUCUGAUUGAAGAUGACAGAUCUUCUGAUGAGAACAACGAAGAAGAGGCUUCUACUCCUAGACAUUACGACUCUGACGAUGCCGAUGGCUUAACGUUUGUACAGACUCUUAUACAUCUUUUGAAAGGAAACAUAGGCUCUGGACUUCUCGGGCUUCCUCUUGCAAUGAAAAAUGCAGGGAUUUUGGUAGGGCCGUUCAGCCUGUUACUUUUUGGCAUUAUAUCCAUUCACUGUAUGAACGUACUGGUACAGUGCAGCCACUAUUUCUGUCGAAGGUACAAGAGAGGGAAUUUAGGCUAUAGUGAAACAGUGGGCCUUGCUCUGGAGAUGGGGCCAGUGAGUUGCCUUCAGCGACAUGCUUCAUUAGGAAAGAAUAUCGUCGACUUUUUCCUGGUGACAACGCAGCUGGGGUUCUGCAGUGUUUAUUUUGUCUUUCUGGCAGAAAACAUGAAGCAGGUAUUUGAAGCAUUCUUUGAAAGCCGUUGGCCCUCGGUGGAAACAGCUGAGAAAUGGAGCUUCGACCUCAGACUGUACAUGGUCUGUUUCCUUCCACUCAUAAUUCCAUUGGUGUUUAUUCGAGACCUGAAGAACCUCUCUGUGUGUUCCUUCUUGGCCAACCUCUCCAUGGCAGUGAGCCUUGUCAUUAUCUAUCAGUACGUUUUCAGAAACCUCUCGAAUCCUUGUGCGCUGCCUCUAGCAGCCAGCUGGAAAAAGUACCCCCUCUUUUUUGGAACAGCCAUCUUCGCUUUUGAGGGAAUAGGUGUGGUGCUUCCGCUAGAAAACCGAAUGAGAGAAAAAAAGGACUUUAGGAAAGUGCUCAACAUCGGCAUGGCCAUAGUGACGGCCUUGUACAUUUCCCUCGCAACCUUAGGGUACCUUUGCUUUGGAGAUCAAAUCAAAGGCAGUAUAACCUUGAACCUUCCUCAGGAUUCCUGGUUGUAUCAAAUGGUGAAAGUUCUAUAUUCCUUUGGAAUCUUUAUAACCUAUGCAAUUCAGUACUAUGUACCGGCGGAAAUUUUACUGCCGGAGAUUAUAUCCAGAGUGGCAAAGCAGUGGAAGCUGCCGUGUGAAGUUGCCGUGAGAUCUUUGCUAGUCUGCGUAACCUGUGCCCUAGCUGUUUCGAUCCCACGCCUCGACCUGGUCAUAUCUUUUGUGGGCGCUGUGAGCAGCAGCACCUUGGCUUUGAUUCUUCCGCCCCUGCUGGAGCUAAUCACUUUUUAUAAAGACGGCUUAAGUCCGUGGACCGUCGCUAAGAACGUUUUCAUAGCGGUCGUCGGCUUCGUCGGCUUUCUGAUGGGAACGUACGUGACGAUAGAAGAGAUUUUAUACCCAGCUGACGCGCUCCUCGGAAAUGGCACCCAAGCUACGUCUAAAGUCACAAACUGUACUUUCUUCGGUGCCCAUUAAUGACGAGGCUCCUGUGAGGCGCUGUGCCUUUACGCCGAGAUGAAGGCAAUAUUUAAUGUCAGGAAACCUUAUUUGAAGCGUAUUUAUACACUGUAAUAUUUUACUUUGUCUUGCUUUUGCUUCCAAAUUAUAUUUUUUCCCGCGUCAUACAUCAGAGACCUUUUAAAGUCACGGGGAUUUACUUUCCUA